Messenger RNA from Aureobasidium pullulans EXF-150, 1152 nucleotides. RefSeq lists its product as uncharacterized. The record is from RefSeq and is a predicted model, not a curated record. The transcript is spliced from 5 exons. The coding region runs from base 1 to 1152 and encodes 383 amino acids. Lineage: Eukaryota; Fungi; Ascomycota; Dothideomycetes; Dothideales; Saccotheciaceae.
AUGGGAAGCUACAACUCUGAUGGAUUCUACGCUUUUUCUCCAGUAACUGCCAACGACCGUGCUGGUAUACUUUAUGUCGCGACGAUCUUGAGUCUUCUUUUCUCUGUCAUUACACUACUUGUCCGUUGGCACAUUCAAAGACGUACGUUUGGACUCGACUUUUGGGUCAUUGUCGCUGCUACGAUUGUCGGCUUAGGUCAAUAUGCAGCUGUCUUUGUAGGGCUGGACAACUAUGCUUUGGGAAAGGCCGUCUCUCUCAUGUCAGAGAGUGAUCAGCUUAAUGCAGCUAGGUCUGCUAUCGCUAGUAUCUGUCUCUUCAUCAUUGCCAAUGCUCUCUCGAAAUGUUCAGUCAUCUUCUUCAUGAAGCGACUGUUCUCUACGGACAACAGAACUGCUCGAAUUCUUUGCAACUCAUUACUCGGCUUGGUCGCUGUCUGGACACUGGCCUCCAUCUUGGCUCUUACCAUUACUUGUGGUCCAUCUACAAAGUUCGCGCUCCAGGAUCGAUGCAGCGGACAGAUUACGCGGUGGAGUCUUGUUGCAACGUUUGACUCGCUGUUUGAGAUAGCAAUUUUCCUUCUCUCCAUCGUUCUCGUGGUGCCGCUGCAAAUGACAAGAGAGAUCAAGCUCUCAGUCGUCUUUGCCUUUUCAUUCCGUCUAAUUGUCGCCAUGUUCGCUAUCAUUCAUGUCUACUACGUUUCACAAUGGUCGGAUUCUUCCGACCCCGGUAUCGCAACUGUCUACUCCCUCCUUUGGCAACAAGUCGAACUCGGUUAUGCACUUAUGGCCGCCACGAUCCCUACCCUACGAUCCUUCGUCCGCGCCUACGAGAAGGCCAUGGGCUGGGAAUCAUCCUACUACAUCCGCAAUACAAACACACGCACAGCAAACUCCACCUACCAACUCAGCACGAUGAACAAAUCUCGUCAUGAAGAGGAAGGUGUUUUUGGCUUGCAGAGAGAGACGACUUGCGACAAACACCCUUUACGACCGGAUAGACCGAACUACAAGGCCCAAAUCUAUGGACCUGGAUUGAACGAUCUUCCAGAGAACAUGCCCAGGAGGACCAAGAGCAACAGCAGUGGUGGUAGUGAGGAACCGAUUAUCCGCAAGGAUGUUGAGAUUCAAGUCAGCUCUGAAGCUGCACAUUAG